Messenger RNA from Orbilia oligospora ATCC 24927, 249 nucleotides. RefSeq lists its product as uncharacterized. The record is from RefSeq and is a predicted model, not a curated record. Bases 1 to 249 code for a protein of 82 amino acids. Lineage: Eukaryota; Fungi; Ascomycota; Orbiliomycetes; Orbiliales; Orbiliaceae. The transcript has a single exon.
AUGCAAUUCACCAUCAUCCUCUCCCUUCUCUCUUUCACCGCUUUCAUCGCUGCUGCUCCGGUACCGGAACCCCAGCUCGGAGCCGCAGCGACAGUCGCUGGACUGGCCUGUGCUGCGCUACCUGAAGAAUGUAAAGCGGUUGGUGACGCGGGUAAACAAGCGAUCGAGGACAUUGGCGCCCAGAGGGAGAAGACCGUUGAGCAAAACGGUGCUGUGCCCGUCGCUCUGGCUGAUACACUUGCCGGUUAA